AGAGAAGAGAGAGACCAGCUACUAACCAAAUAUACCAACAUCACAGCAGAGAGAGACCAGCUACUAACCAAAUAUACCAACAUCAGAGAAGAGAGAGACCAGCUACUAACCAAAUAUACCAACAUCACAGCAGAGAGAGACCAGCUACUAACCAAAUAUACCAACAUCAGAGAAGAGAGAGACCAGCUACUAACCAAAUAUACCAACAUCACAGCAGAGAGAGACCAGCUACUAACCAAAUAUACCAACAUCAGAGAAGAGAGAGACCAGCUACUAACCAAAUAUACCAACAUCACAGAAGUGAGAGACCAGCUACUAACCAAAUAUACCAACAUCAGAGAAGAGAGAGACCAGCUACUAACCAAAUAUACCAACAUCACAGAAGAGAGAGACCAGCUACUAACCAAAUAUACCAACAUCACAGAAGAGAGAGACCAGCUACUAGCUAAACUGGUUGUUUUUACAGCUGGAUGGAUUUACUAUCAGUCCAGUUUGUACUUCAUUUCAUCUGAGAAGAAGAGCUGGAGUGACAGCAGAAGAUACUGUAGAGAGAGAGGAGCAGACCUGAUCAUCAUUAACAACAAAGAGGAACAAGUGAGUGAAACAAGUUUUGUAGAUGCAGAGGUCAGUAAAACAAAUACUGCUGUCUUCUAA
Molecule: messenger RNA, 654 nt
Organism: Paramisgurnus dabryanus
Lineage: Eukaryota; Metazoa; Chordata; Actinopteri; Cypriniformes; Cobitidae
Source: RefSeq, a predicted model, not a curated record